Messenger RNA from Pseudocercospora fijiensis CIRAD86, 1988 nucleotides. RefSeq lists its product as uncharacterized. Gene Ontology annotation, cellular component: cytoplasmic stress granule; P-body. The transcript has a single exon. Gene Ontology annotation, biological process: P-body assembly; cytoplasmic stress granule assembly. The coding region runs from base 435 to 1988 and encodes 517 amino acids. Gene Ontology annotation, molecular function: ATP binding; RNA helicase activity; mRNA binding. The record is from RefSeq and is a predicted model, not a curated record. NCBI's taxonomy places the organism in Eukaryota, Fungi, Ascomycota, Dothideomycetes, Mycosphaerellales, Mycosphaerellaceae.
CAACACCAGAAAGCACCCCUCCGGCCCAGCCACCACGCUCAAACACUACACGACAACGCGACGCGUCCUGUAUUCAGCUAGCCAACCAACCAGUCAGCCAGCCAGUCACCGCCAUUGCCAUUGCCUCUGUCACACCUACGCGAACACACAUUGCGAUUGGGCUGAGACCAAGAAAGCUCACUGAAUUCUGCGCACCAGAUAUCUCACCUGUCUCUGUUUGAGCAGAGCAGGCAGUAAGCGAACGAGAGGCGGAUCUGCCGACUGCGGCAUUCCACCACCGAACGAACACGAGCACCUUCUCAGGCGCUGCUUGUCCUGAGCUCCUUGUGUCCACGGAGUCCGAAUACACCUCGAGCCCAUACAGCUGAAUCGGCGCUGGACAGUCACUUCCACCUCACCACCUCCACGAGGCCCCACACAAAUACACCAACGCAAUGGCGUCAGGGCUUGCAGACAAGCUCGAGAGCACUACACUCAAUGACGAAUCACCAGCCGGCGACUACAAGCAGGGCCUCAAGGCACCUCCGAAAGAUGGGCGACAGCAGACUGAGGACGUGACGGCGACGAAAGGCUUGGAAUUUGAGGACUUCUACCUCAAGCGAGAACUCUUGAUGGGCAUAUAUGAAGCUGGAUAUGAGAAGCCCUCACCAAUUCAAGAAGAGACCAUACCCGUGGCACUGACUGGACGUGACAUUCUGGCACGAGCGAAGAACGGCACAGGAAAGACAGCCGCCUUCGUCAUCCCUACUCUUGAGCGCAUAAACCCGAAAUCAGACAAAAUUCAGGCCCUUCUUCUUGUGCCUACACGAGAGUUGGCAUUGCAGACCUCCCAAGUAUGCAAGACCCUUGGAAAGCACCUUGGCAUUAAUGUCAUGGUCACCACCGGCGGUACUGGACUUCGCGACGAUAUUAUUCGAUUGAAUGAAGCUGUACACAUUGUUGUUGGAACUCCUGGUCGUAUUUUGGAUCUUGCAGGAAAGGGCGUCGCCGAUCUUUCAGAAGCCAAGACUUUUGUCAUGGACGAGGCAGACAAGCUUCUGUCUCCAGAAUUUACCGUCACCAUUGAGCAGCUUCUCAAAUUCCACCCCAAGGACCGCCAGGUUAUGCUGUUCUCUGCCACCUUCCCAGUUGUGGUGAAGGAUUUCAAGGACAAGCACAUGACUGACCCACACGAAAUAAACCUCAUGGAUGAGCUCACCCUCCGCGGUAUCACGCAGUACUACGCUUUUGUUGAGGAGAAGCAGAAGGUGCACUGCCUCAACACCCUCUUCAGUCGUCUCCAGAUCAACCAGUCCAUCAUCUUUUGCAACAGCACGACUCGAGUAGAGUUGCUCGCCAAGAAGAUCACAGAACUUGGCUACUCGUGCUUCUACUCUCACGCGAAGAUGCUGCAACAGCAUCGAAACCGUGUCUUCCACGACUUCCGCAAUGGUGCCAUGCGCAAUCUUGUAUGCUCAGAUCUCCUCACCCGUGGUAUCGACAUUCAGGCUGUGAAUGUCGUUAUCAAUUUCGACUUUCCAAAGAAUGCGGAAACCUACCUUCACCGUAUCGGUCGUUCCGGUCGUUUUGGUCAUUUAGGUCUGGCUAUCAACUUGAUCAACUGGGAAGAUCGAUUCAACCUCUAUCGCAUCGAGCAGGAACUUGGCACCGAGAUUCAGCCCAUCCCUGCUUCCAUCGACAAGAAGCUCUACGUUUAUGAUGCACCAGAAAACAUUCCUAGACCAAUCAACACUGCGCCACAGCAGAAGCAAAUUCAACAACCAUCAGGCAGACAGCAGGGAAAUGGACAGGACUUGCAAAAUCCUGCCAACCGUACCACUGGUGGCUACCGCGGCGGCCGAGGUGGCUACCGAGGAGGACGCGGUGGUGGCGGUGGUCAACGUUACGACCAAAAUGGCUUCCAAGGCCAACAGAGACAGGGCGGCUACCAGCAGCGGCCCAAUCAACAACAGAUGGCUCCAGCUGGUCCUCCAGCGGCUCAGGCAUAG